AUGGUGGAAAAAGCGUCGCAUGCCUUUACAUGGGAGCGUCUGAAAAGUCUGCAAUGGCACAGAAUUUUCCAUAUGUUCUACAUAGAACCGGUUGUGUUCAUGUUACUAUUUUCGCAUACAUUGUCAGGUACAAUAUUGCGCAAUCAAAUCAUCUACCAGACCUGCACAACGAUCUUUAAUUACAAUCAGAGCGAUUGCAAACUCUUGGAUUCGAAGAAUGCUAGCGCCGAAAUAAAUGCCAUUGAAACGGAACUGCAGCCAUAUGUGGCGAACUUGUUUUUGUCGCGCACUCUACUGGAAAGUAUUGUUCCCGCCUUCUGCGGUCUCUUUAUCGGCUCAUGGUCGGAUCAUUAUGGACGCAAGCCAUUGCUCAUUGUUUCGAUGAUUGGCUUUGCUGCCACUUUUCUUGUGACGGCCUCGAUCAGUGAGUUAUCCAACUUCUAUGUUAUCAAUCCCUGGUGGUAUAUCAUGGCUGCAGUGCCCCACUCGGUCCUUGGAGGUAAUUGUGUGUUCUCUGUAGCCGCUUUCUGCUUCAUCUCAGACAUUACGGACACUAAAGAGCGGCCUUACAGAAUGAUUUUCAUGGAGGUGCUGUUCUUCAUUGGUCUCACCAGUGGAUCGCUGCUCUCCAGCUUUGUGUAUGCGGCGACUAGUGCAUCAAUAACAAUCGGCAUCUCUGGAAUUAUUGUUACAUUCGCCACACUAUUCAUAAUUUUCUUCGUGCCCGAAAGCUUGCACAUACGUCUGGAUCGGGAUGCCAAAACCAAGCUCAACAAGGAGAAUGAAGUGCCUAUCACGGCUUGUGAUUUACAGCUGGAUCGUGUGGCUAUUGACUGUCCCCCCAAUUUCGUAGAAAGUAAUGAGAAUGAGAAGUGUGAUUCUCCACAGAUAGAGGUAUCAUCGCCAUCUCCCACAAUAAAGAGUGAUGAGGAUAUUUUGGCGCGAUAUGUGGAAAAGUUGCCGGAAAAGGCAAGGAAAACAUUGCCUGAUACCGAUAAAAAGAAAAAGGCUGGACUAUUCAGCUAUAUGCAUAUCAGAGAAAUGUUAAAUACUUGUUUCACAAAACGUGAACAUCACGCGCGUGCCAUUAUCUGGCUAGUCACCAUGGCCAUGUUCCUGUCCAUUUUUGUUUUUGACGGUGUCAUGGGUGUUAUGUAUUUGUUUGUACGCGAAAAAUUCCACUGGACCGUGCGUGAUUAUACCUUCUUUGAGACCGUCAGCCAUUUGGUACCGAUGUUGGGAGCCCUUGUAGGCUUUCUUGUGUUGCGCAAAGUCUUUCGACUGUCCGUGGUUACUCUGGCACUGUUGGCUUUCUUCUCCGAGAUACUUAACAAUAUGGCGAAAGGUCUUGCCACGCAGGCUUGGCAUAUGUACCUUUCUGUGGCGUUGGGUGUUUUUCGCUCCAUCUCUGGUCCAAUGUGUCGCACGAUUGUCUCCAAUAUAGUGCCGCCGUCUGAUUUAGGCAAGAUUUUCUCUAUCAAAAACGUUCUGCAAUCGUUUGCUCCGUUUUUUGCGGCACCUCUCUAUACGUACGUGUACAAGCUCUCAUUGACAACCUAUCCGGGUCUGUUUAAUUUUGUCAGCGCAUCGCUAUAUUUUCUGUCAUUCGUAUUUAUCGGAUGUGUCUUGCGCAUCAAGUUCAUCCAUAAGCAGCAUUAUGCCAAGGUGCUGAAGUAAGUAAUUGUUAAAUACUUAGCAUAAUAUUUAUAUACACUUGUAAAAAUA
Messenger RNA from Scaptodrosophila lebanonensis, 1725 nucleotides. RefSeq lists its product as uncharacterized. Gene Ontology annotation, molecular function: transmembrane transporter activity. Gene Ontology annotation, biological process: transmembrane transport. The coding region runs from base 1 to 1677 and encodes 558 amino acids. Lineage: Eukaryota; Metazoa; Arthropoda; Insecta; Diptera; Drosophilidae. The transcript is spliced from 9 exons. The record is from RefSeq and is a predicted model, not a curated record. Gene Ontology annotation, cellular component: membrane.